UCGUGCAAAAAUAAUAUUAAUAGCUGUCAUUGCUUUUGUCAAAUUUGUAGUUAUAAAAAUUUUACUUUAAAUUUGUAUCAAAAUAAGAACGCAAAAUGAGUAGUGAUGACAAUAAUAAAGUCAAGGGACACAUAUCAAAAUGCAAAAUAAUUCAGAAAACCAAGGAAGAAAUUUUGAAAACAAACCCCAAAAACAGCAAAGAACAAUUUUUGGCCAAACAUGAAGAGUGUUUAUCAAAUACUAUUAAUAAACAAAUAGAAGUAUGUAACCAACUUUCAAAGUCCCCCGACCAAAAUAAAACAAUUCAAGAAAAUAAAAAGAUUUGUCCAGUAGUUACAUCCGGUAAGAAAUUUUCAGUAAGGCAACCCCAACUGCCUGACGUUAUAACAUCGGAUCACCUGCUUGGAUUUAUUGAAUUUCCAAAUUUGGGACCGAAACAUGCGAAAAUUUUUGCUAGUUUCCUGCCUAGCAUUGGCUUAUUCACUUUGGCUGCAACUCUUUGCACCGUGUAUGUUUGUGAAUGGAAAGACGUUUUACAAUUUUUACCCUAUUACAGCGGAAAAUAUAAAACUGAUGAAGAAUAACUUACUGAAUUACUUGAAAAUAAAUGAUAUAGUGCAAUAUUGUGACUAUUCUGGUAUUUUGGUUGAAUAUAAUAUAAAAAAUUAAUAUAAUUGGCCUUCAUA
Diabrotica virgifera virgifera (western corn rootworm) is the source of this 686-nucleotide messenger RNA. RefSeq lists its product as uncharacterized. Gene Ontology annotation, biological process: mitochondrial electron transport, ubiquinol to cytochrome c. The record is from RefSeq and is a predicted model, not a curated record. Gene Ontology annotation, cellular component: mitochondrial inner membrane. The transcript has a single exon. Lineage: Eukaryota; Metazoa; Arthropoda; Insecta; Coleoptera; Chrysomelidae. The coding region runs from base 96 to 584 and encodes 162 amino acids.